Acanthocheilonema viteae is the source of this 830-nucleotide messenger RNA. Lineage: Eukaryota; Metazoa; Nematoda; Chromadorea; Rhabditida; Onchocercidae. The record is from the annotation of a GenBank genome assembly.
GUUCCUGGGCUGGUACCAUACGAAGGCCAACCUGUAAGAACAUAAGAGUAAAUGCUGCAGGUGUUCCGGAUAGCAAACAUCCAUAUUACGUCAUAAGGAAAAAAUACGGCAGCCAUCCUCAUUCGGAUCCACCUCUUGGUUUAAUGAAAUGUUUAUGUUAUUUGACCCGAGAUGGACGAGCAACAGGGAAUGCUUUACUGUCGUACAAAUGUUUGGAGAACUGUAAUCUGCAACCACGUCCUCAUGGAAAUAAUAAACAUAGCCAAAGCCCAUAUAUGAGGACCUAUCCAUCAACUUUGCUUAAGAUCAAAGAACGCAUCGGAUCACAAAGUCCAGCGGCUAUUUGGAAUGAACUGUCAGUUGAUUCUACUGGUAAUAUGGAUGCACAGGCGACACUUCGAGAUAGGAAACAGGUCUAUAAUGCUCGGUCAAUUCGAAAGAAAUCACCAGAUCCUCAAACACGGGAUGAUGUUAACCAUCUAAAGCUACGUAUAGCAACAUUGGAGGAGCAAAAUAGCAAGCUGAUAUUUACGAAUGCUAGUUUGAUUGAAUUAGUGAACGAUUUACGUAAGGCCAAAGAAGAACUGGAAGCGGAAAAUCGUCGCAUAAAGCAGAACAGUCUUCAAGGAAAAACAAACGGUUUAUUACUUCCCAAUCCUACAAUACUUAAUUAUCCGGAGCAACAUGCGGAUAAGGCUCGAAUUUAUGAAACGGGAGCAGAAUCAACGGUAAUGAUGCGUGACCGAUAUAUUGCAGAGUGUCGAAUGCAAGAACUUCCAACAAUAAAUCAAUCAACAUGCUUUGCAGGUGUUUCAGGUCACAAAUACUAA